Messenger RNA from [Torrubiella] hemipterigena, 1993 nucleotides. Lineage: Eukaryota; Fungi; Ascomycota; Sordariomycetes; Hypocreales; Clavicipitaceae. The record is from the annotation of a GenBank genome assembly.
UAUAGCAUCCCCCCAGUCCAGUAUUAUCCCACCGCCCGCUAAUUAUAGCUACCCUGCCCAGCGCAAGCCAGGCCCGCCCAGCCAAAUCCGGCACUCGAGCUUGGCCUGCAGCAGCCCCAAGUUAAGCUUAGCGCGACGCAUCUCCCCCGCUGGAACCAGAGGCCGCCCAACCAAGGUCCAAGGCGCAUGAUGCAUUACAUCACUAUAGCCGACGCCUGCAUUGUGGCACUUAGAGAGGAGAAAAAAAACAUGUUUUUGAACAGCGACGAUCCAGCUACCUUGGCUUGAGUCUAGACCCCCUUACCACAACUAUAUUUCAACCCCUUCUCGCCCUGGACCACACCGGUGCUUUCAACAAUCCCUUCUUUCUCUUCGCCAGCACGCGACGCUACUACUUCACCCGCCAGCCACCCACUGUAAUUUCUCCAGCGUCGGAAGAGAACAACCCCUUCAUCUCACGGAUCGCAACACCAACGGACAGGAAAUCACAGGCAGCUCGAGCGCCGACACAGACAAAAUGACGACCUUUGUGACAAAGAUGAUCGCCAAGAAGAUCUUGGGCGAAAAGGUCGAGAACAAGUUUGGCAAAGAAGUAGGUACACUUGCGCAGAGAAGCGCGUUGUCUUGACCAACAGCGGCUAACAAUCAACUUUCCAGGAUCCCUACUUCGACUAUGUCCCCGCCACGAGACUCUGGGGACGCCCAACAAAGAAGAUGAAGAGAGUCAAGAAGGCGCUACCUCCUGGUAUCUCUGAGAAUGACGGCCAGGUCCUCACCAAAGUCAAGCGCAGGGCGUACCGCAUGGACAUGGCGCUGUUCGACUUUGCCGGUAUCCGCUUCGGAUGGGGCAGCGUAAUUGGCAUUGUGCCAUUCAUCGGUGACGCAAUGGAUACCCUCAUGGCCAUUAUGGUCCUACGAACCUGCGAACAGAUCGACGGCGGCCUGCCAACGAGCCUAAAAAUGUCCAUGAUCUUCAACAUCAUGGUUGACUUUGUCAUUGGCCUCGUGCCGUUCCUCGGCGACCUCUGCGAUGCCGUCUUCAAGGCGAACACCCGAAACGCACUUCUCCUCGAGCAGCACCUUCGCGAAAAGGGCCAGAAGGGCCUAAAGCGAAAAGGCGAGCCAUUGCCCGACAUAGACCCUAGUAGCCCCGAAGAGUACGAUCGAGCCCGAAGCGAAGUAGACGAGGUAUAUGCGCGGAAGCACGCCAGCAAAAAGGCUCGCACCAGCACAUUUGGCCGCAACAAGACACGGCCAGAUGACCUCGAGACGGGUGUCGUUGAUACCAGUCGCCCAGCGACAACACGAAAGUAGUUUGCUUUUUUGCUUACAGAAUGUUGAAUUUCGUUCAAGUCAUGAGUAAUGUUAUUGUGGAGGAAUGGGGUUGGACACCGGUUGUGCUUUGCACUACAGAUAUACCUUUUCUUUACGUCGUUAUGCCAUAGUUACCAAAUAGCAUAGUGGAAUGAAUAAUUAUAAACUUACAACAAAUGCUGAUCCAAGCAUGACCAAGACCCCAUCCCAAAGUCUACAGUCACAUUAGUACCCCAGCUUUAAGCGGCCCCAUCGUGAACAACAGACAGAGCCCGGCACAUAGCGUCAGUCUGUCUCCCUGCACAGAGUGGUGAAUUGACAUGCCAAUCAGCCCACCAUUGCAUUUCCGAGACGAGCUCGGCGCUACCCCCCGAUCCUUCAGCAUAUACGGCCCAAUUGAGCCUCGUUGACGGAGGCAAAUGGUCCAGGUGCGGGUCGAACGUGUCUCGCCCCUCUUGGGAAGGGGGGCGUGCGGCGAGCAAGUGGUGCUUUGUUUGCUGAGUGAUGAUGAUGUUAUAGCUGAUUGAUAACACCCAUCUCCGUCCCGUGGGCCCCGUCCCAGCGGCUCCUCCCUUGGCGGCGGUCUCGUAUUAGCGCCGAGCAGUCAAUGAGGUACCUGAACGCGAAGGCGCGUCGCGUGCGGCGGUUCCCUCGUCGACAGGCUAAUGCUGGGUGGCUG